AUGUUCAUGAAUAAUACCAAUCAACUAGAUGAUGUAUUCAGCCAACCUGAAUCCAAUUCAAUGACAACUAGUUAUGGACAUGUCUCACCUGUUUCCCGACACUCUGCUUUUCUGUACGAUUCUCUGAAUAACGGCAAUGAAAUGGAUUCAUCCAUUAAAUUUAAUGCUAUGAAACAAAACGACAACAGUAUUUUUAUGAAUUCACUGGAGUUAAAUAACAUCAAUAGCCUUAGGCAUAGUAAAAUGAAAAGUAAAAUUACUAAUGACACUUCUAUAAUUCAUCAGUUAUCAUCUACAAAAAGUGAAAAUAACAAAAAAGGGAAUCACCUCGUUAGUUAUCUAAUAGACAUUGAAUCAGAUCAAAGUGGAAUGAUGGGAAGUGACAAAACUAUUUAUCAUGAUGAUGAAAAUAAAGACAGGUCGUUAUAUGAUGUCGUAAAUGAGUCUUCCAAUUGUCCAUCACCUUCUUCUGCCUCGUCCACUUCUGAAAUACAUAAGCAAGAAGUUAAAAGUUCAUAUGACCAUUCAUCAGGACAGAAUUUUCAAAAACAAAUCCCAUUUAAAAUGAAGUCCAUUCAAGCAACCAAGAAAGGGCGGAAUACAGAGGGAAGGUGUCCCAUCAGGGACUGUGAUGGUACUGGACAUGCUACAGGACUUUAUUCAUAUCACAGAAGUGUAUCUGGAUGCCCAAGGAAGGAUAGAGCCAGUGUAGCUGAACUUGCACUUUACCAUCAAACUUUGCAUUGCCCAACUCCAGGAUGUACGGGUAGAGGACAUGUGAAUAAUAAUCGUUCAUCUCACCGAAGUUUUUCUGGAUGUCCUCUUGCAAGUCGAAAUCGAAACCGGCAAUCAAAACGUCCUAUGUCACCACAAAGGAUUGAAUCACGCCAUAAAUCUUCAAGUAAUUUGGUAUCUGGAAACGAAAUCGAUAUGUCUUAUCCCAAGAAGUACUGCCCACUAACAGGUCUGAGUAGUAAACUAAGCUUAGAUAAUCCGUCUGUUCCAAUGAUUGUAUCUCCUUUAUUACAGUCACCUGCAUUGUUCAAUGAGUCUCAACAGUUCAACGGAAAACUUAUGUCAAACUUCGAUGUGAACUUUCCACUGCACAAUUUGAAUCGUACUGUUGCAACAGACUCAAAUAAUUUAACAAAUGGAUGUAAUGAUACAAUUUCGAAAUCUAUUUAUGAUAUAUUACCCAACUUUAUUAAUACAACACAUUUUACAAAUUUGAUAAAUUGUCCAACACAAUCUAACAGCACCAAUAUUAAUAUUGAUAAAGGUAGCAGUUUACUUAAUAACUCACAAAUUCUCUGUUCCAUGUUUAACUCGUCAGGGUUAAACAGAAGUCUAGAUGAAAAAAGCAGCGAUUUCAACACUAAGCAAUCUGUUAUAUUUUCAAAUUCUAUGCAGCUUAAAGAUAUGAGUUUCACAGGGUGUUUAGACUAUCCAGUUUCUAAUUUCACUAUGACACAACGUAGUGUUCUUCAAAAUGCUAACCCGAAUCAAAAUCAAAAUCGAAUACUAUCAAAACCAGCAGAGACUUCCUAUAGUGUCAAUGGUAGUAGUAGUAUUAGCAACAGCAGUGGCAGUAGCAACAGCGACAUAACGUUCCCUAAGUCAAUCAUAACAGCACAAAUUAAUUGCGUAUCAGAAAAUCCUCCAAUAAAUAAACAGAACUUAUUUAUCAAUCAGUAUUUACCCUCACAAGUCAUCAAUUUAUGCUCUGAUUUAACUAAAAAUUAUUCAACACCAAACUUGCUGCAUACCGAAACUAAAUUUGAAUGUCCGAUUGACUUAUCUUUACAUUCCAGAAAUCAGAUGGAUGAAACAUGUAAAAGUUCCUUCACUUUAGACAAAGUACCAACAGUAAAUAUAACAAGUCGGUCAUUUGAAAUUGGCAGUCUCUGUCCGGAACUUCAUGACUCCAAACAACAGCAUUCAGAGAAUUUGUCUCUAAGUACAACACUAAUGAAUAAUGAUGGUGUUAAUAUUGAUUCCCUUCAUUCAUCUAACACAUAUGACCACAUUAAUUUAGUUAAUUCAAAGUAUCCAAUGAAUGUUCAACCAUCACGAAGUUCUAACCUUAGUCUUAACGAGAACAUGAUAGGAACCAGCAUGAUUUCGAGCAUAAAACAACUUCCAGAAGAUGAAAACUUUUUGGCAAGCAUGGGUUGCUUAAACUUACUGCAGAGGAAAUCGAAUUUCGAAACAGCAAAUAUUCUAUUUGCAUUCAACUAG
Messenger RNA from Trichobilharzia szidati, 2238 nucleotides. NCBI's taxonomy places the organism in Eukaryota, Metazoa, Platyhelminthes, Trematoda, Strigeidida, Schistosomatidae. The record is from the annotation of a GenBank genome assembly.